AUGGUUCUCGCGCAGCCCCAGAAUCAACAUGUCAAAGGACUUUUUGACCUGACCGGCAAAGUCGCCGUCGUGACUGGUGGUGCUCGUGGGAUCGGCCUCGAAGUGUCUCGCGGACUAGCUGAGGCUGGUGCUCAUGUAGCGUUGCUUUACAAUUCAUCCAAGACAGCUGAAGCCACCGCCGCGGAUAUCGCAGCCACGAACAACGUGCGCGCCGUUGCAUACCAGGCCAAUGUCGCCGACCAGUCUGAGAUUGAGUCGGUGAUUCAGCAGGUCGCUAGGGACUUUGGAAAGCUUGACAUUCUUGUCGCCAACUCGGGCAUCGUGAGUAGCGUCGCCGCCGAAGACUAUACCCCCAGCCAGUGGAGCGAAAUUAUGAAGGUCAACCUUGACGGUGCAUUCUACUCUGCUCAAGCGGCCGCUCGUAUCUUCAAGCGGCAGGGUCAUGGUAAUGUGAUAUUCACGGCUUCUGUGAGCGCGACUUUGGUCAAUGUCCCUCAAAAGCAAGCCGCCGAGUAUAAUGCGUCCAAAGCCGGCGUAGUACAAUUGGCCAAGUGUCUUUCUGUCGAAUGGGUCGACUUUUGCCGGGUUAACUGUAUCUCGCCUGGCUUCAUCGCGACCGACAUCCUUGACAUCCACCCAGAGGAAUGGCGCGCCAAGUGGUACGAUAUGAUACCUGCGAAACGCAUGGCCCAGACAUACGAAUUGAAAGGGGCUUAUGUCUUCUGUGCUUCCGAUGCUUCGAGCUACAUGACCGGAGCCGACAUUAUAAUAGACGGGGGUUAUACCCUCCCUUAA
Messenger RNA from Penicillium maclennaniae, 795 nucleotides. RefSeq names its product SDR family oxidoreductase. The transcript has 4 exons. Lineage: Eukaryota; Fungi; Ascomycota; Eurotiomycetes; Eurotiales; Aspergillaceae. Gene Ontology annotation, molecular function: oxidoreductase activity, acting on NAD(P)H, oxygen as acceptor. Gene Ontology annotation, cellular component: intracellular anatomical structure. The record is from RefSeq and is a predicted model, not a curated record. Bases 1 to 795 code for a protein of 264 amino acids.